Molecule: messenger RNA, 3636 nt
Organism: Daldinia childiae
Lineage: Eukaryota; Fungi; Ascomycota; Sordariomycetes; Xylariales; Hypoxylaceae
Product: Pre-mRNA-splicing factor rse1
Exons: 4
Coding region: 1-3636 (1211 amino acids)
Biological process (GO): mRNA splicing, via spliceosome
Cellular component (GO): nucleus; U2 snRNP
Molecular function (GO): protein binding; U2 snRNA binding
Source: RefSeq, a predicted model, not a curated record
AUGGCGACUACUUCUAAUAUGUUUCUUUACUCUUUGACUAUCCAGCCUCCCACCACAAUUACUCAAGCUAUUCUCGGUCAAUUCUCUGGCACCAAAGAGCAACAAAUCAUCACAGCCUCAGGAUCGCGACUCACGCUACUACGUCCCGAACCAUCCCAAGGAAAGGUUGUUACCCUUCUGUCUCACGACGUUUUUGGCAUCAUCAGGUCCAUUGCUGCCUUUCGCUUGGCGGGAAGUAAUAAGGACUACAUAAUACUUGCCACUGAUUCGGGACGCAUUGCAAUAAUCGAGUAUAUCCCUCAACACAAUCGUUUCAAGCAACAGAAGCUCGAAACUUUUGGAAAGUCUGGUGUGCGUCGGGUCGUUCCUGGACAGUAUCUAGCCUGUGAUCCCAAGGGACGUGCCUGUCUCAUCGCGUCGAUCGAAAAGAACAAGUUGGUCUAUGUCCUGAACCGAAAUGCUCAGGCAGAGCUUACUAUUUCUUCGCCCUUAGAGGCGCACAAGCCGGGAACGAUUGUGCUCUCGAUGGUCGCUUUAGAUGUCGGUUACGCCAACCCAGUAUUUGCAGCGUUGGAGGUUGAUUACUCUGAAGCAGACCAAGACCCUUCAGGCCAAGCUCUCACUGAGGUCGAGACGCAGUUAGUCUACUACGAACUAGACCUAGGGUUAAAUCAUGUUGUCAGAAAAUGGCACGAACCAGUUGAUCCUACUGCGUCUAUACUGUUCCAAGUUCCCGGCGGUAAUGACGGACCUAGUGGUGUUCUAGUCUGUGGGGAAGAGAAUGUCACAUAUAGGCACUCUAACCAGGAAGCAUUUCGUGUGCCGAUUCCCAGAAGAAAAGGCGCAACAGAAGAUCCUCAACGAAAGCGUUCAAUCGUCUCCGGUGUCAUGCACAAACUAAAGGGAAAUGCAGGCGCAUUCUUUUUUCUCCUACAAACGGAGGAUGGUGACCUUUUCAAGGUUACUAUUGACAUGGCGGAAGAUGAUGAUGGUAAUGCAACUGGAGAAGUACGAAGGCUCAAAAUUAAGUAUUUCGACACCGUCCCGGUCUCUACAAACCUCUGCAUUCUGAAAAGCGGUUUCUUGUUUGUUGCUAGCGAAUUCGGGAACCACCACUUCUACCAGUUCGAAAAGCUAGGCGAUGAUGAUGAUGAGUUGGAGUUCACCAGCGACGCCUUCCCGACAGACCCACAGGCAUCAUACAAUCCCGCCUAUUUCUACCCUAGGCCGGCUGAAAAUCUAAGUCUGGUUGAGAGUAUCGAUUCAAUGAAUCCCCUUGUUGAUUGCAAGGUAGCCAACUUGACUGGUGAUGAUGCACCACAAAUUUACUCUAUCUGCGGAAAUGGUGCGCGGAGCACGUUUAGGACUCUAAAGCAUGGUCUAGAGGUCAAUGAAAUCGUAGCCUCGGAGCUUCCAGGUGUUCCAUCUGCUGUUUGGACUACCAAGCUUAACAGAGACGACCAAUACGAUGCUUACAUUGUCCUCUCGUUUAGUAACGGUACUUUGGUGCUUAGCAUUGGCGAGACUGUAGAGGAGGUAACCGAUACCGGUUUCCUCUCGACCGUUUCAACGUUGGCCGUCCAGCAACUUGGCGAUGACGGCCUCGUUCAGGUACAUCCCAAAGGUAUCCGGCAUAUCGUUCGAGGGCGAGUGAAUGAAUGGGAAGCGCCGCAACAUCGAUCAAUUGUUGCUGCUUCCACUAAUGAGCGACAGGUUGCUGUUGCAUUAAGCUCGGGUGAAAUUGUCUAUUUCGAGAUGGCUGAUGAUGGGUCCUUGGCUGAAUAUGACGAAAAGAAAGAGAUGUUCGGGACUGUUACCUGCCUAAGUUUGGGCGAGGUUCCCGAAGGUCGUUUGCGAAGUUCAUUCCUUGCUGUUGGGUGUGAUGACUGCACCGUCCGAAUCCUUAGUCUGGACCUGGAGUCCACCCUCGAGAGCAAAUCUGUGCAGGCGCUGACCGCUGCCCCGUCCUCGCUUUCUAUAAUGUCUAUGGAGGACUCGGCAUCAGGCGGUUCAACCUUAUACCUGCACAUUGGCUUGCAUUCGGGUGUCUAUUUACGGACGGUUCUAGAUGAGGUGACUGGAGAAUUGACUGAUACCCGUCAGAAAUUCCUUGGGCCUAAAGCUGUACGACUCUUCCAGACCUCAGUUCAAGGCCGUACCUGUGUCCUAGCUCUCAGCUCGAGAACUUGGUUGGGCUACUCGGACCCAAUCACAAAGGGUUUUAUGAUGACCCCUCUAGAUUACAGCGAUCUGGAAUGGGGAUGGAAUUUCAGUAGCGAGCAGUGCGAAGAAGGCAUGGUGGGCAUUCAGGGCCAAAAUCUUAAAAUAUUUUCUAUCGACAGGUUGGGGGACACUCUACUACAACAAUCGAUACCACUUACCUAUACCCCAAGACGUCUCGCUAAACACCCCGAUCAGCCCUAUUUCUAUACUAUCGAAUCUGACAAUAACACGUUGCCACCUGAGCUACGUGCCCAACUCCUGGCUGACCCUGGUGUCGUCAAUGGCGACGCCGCCGUACUGCCACCCGAGGAGUUCGGAUAUCCCAGAGGCCGUGGCAGAUGGGCGUCUUGUAUUAGUGUCGUGGAUCCGUUAACGGAGAAGCGAGUUCUGCAAACGCUAGAAUUAACUGAGAACGAAGCUGCCGUUAGCAUGGCAACAGUAUCAUUUGCGAGUCAGGACAACGAGACGUUCCUCGUGGUUGGUACUGGGAAAGACUUAAUUGUCAGUCCCCGUCAGUUUAGCGCAGGGUAUAUACAUGUCUACAGAUUCCGUGACAACGGCAAAGAGAUCGAAUUCAUUCAUAAGACCAAGGUAGAAGAGCCACCCAUGGCACUGGUGCAAUUCCAAGGUCGACUGCUGGCAGGAAUUGGCAAAACCCUUCGUGCCUACGACCUUGGGCUUCGCCAACUUCUUCGAAAAGCGCAGGCUGAGGUUGCACCGCAGCUCAUUGUCUCCCUACAAACUCAAGGCAGUCGUAUUAUCGUCGGUGACGUUCAGCAAGGAGUGACGUACGUCGUAUACAAAUACGAGAGUAAUAAACUGAUACCGUUUGCUGACGACACAAUACCACGCUGGACAAACUGUACAGCUAUGGUAGAUUAUGAGUCAGUUGCUGGUGGAGAUAAAUUCGGAAACAUCUGGAUUGUACGAUGUCCACAAAAAGCAAGUGAAGAGGCCGACGAAGACGGAACCGGUGCGCAUCUACAGCAUGCCAGGGAAUAUUUGCAUGGCGUGAACCACCGCUUGAGUCUCAUGGCCCACUUCUACACGCAGGAUGUGCCUACUAGUAUAAGCAAGACCAAUCUGGUGGUGGGUGGACAAGAUGUACUUCUCUGGAGCGGGAUACAAGGGACUAUUGGCGUAUUUAUCCCUUUUGUUAGUCGAGAGGAUGCGGAUUUCUUCCAGAGCCUUGAAUCGCACAUGCGAAGUGAGGACCCACCUCUUGCCGGAAGAGAUCACCUUAUAUACAGGGGUUACUAUGCUCCCGUCAAAGGCGUUAUUGAUGGCGACCUAUGUGAAAGAUUCACGUUGCUCCCUAAUGAUAAGAAGCAAAUGAUUGCAGGAGAGCUGGAUCGUUCGGUCCGAGAGAUCGAGAGAAAGUUAUCCGACGUACGAACUCGGUCGGCAUUUUGA